UGACAGUUCACUUCAGAGCAGGAGUGAGAACAGCAGAGAAGCAAAGAUGAGUCAUGACCAACAUGAAUCAGUCUGUCAAAAGAUUUCAAGGGAACUCAGACAUUUCAAAUGGAGGGAAAUAUUCACAUGGAAGCUCCUGAAAACGCUGGCCAUGGGCCAGGGUCUCUCAGCACUGAUUUGUGGGACUGCAGUCACAUCUCAAUACCUGGCCACAGAAUUUCACCUGGACGUACCGAUGCUCCAGAGCUGCAUCAAUUACACACUUCUAUGCCUCACCUACACUACUGCACUGUGUUUUAGAAAAGGCAGUAAAAACAUUCUGCAGAUCUUGAGGACAAAAUGGUGGAAAUAUGUAUUGUUGGGGCUGGCAGAUGUGGAGGCAAAUUUUGCAGUGUUGAAGGCUUACCAGUACACCACACUAACCAGCAUACAGCUUUUGGACUGCUUUGUGCUCCCAGUGCUUCUGGUCUUCUCCUGGGUCUUCCUGAAGGCACGCUACAGAAUCAUUCACUUUGUAGCUGUGUGUGUGUGUCUGGCUGGUGUAGGAGCCAUGGUUGGAGCAGACCUGGUCUCAGGCAGAGACCAAGGAUCAAGCAGUAACAUCCUGCUGGGAGAUGGUCUGGUUAUCAUCAGCGCCACUCUGUAUGCAGUCUCCAACCUGUGUCAGGAGUACAUUGUAAAGAACGGGAGCCGGGUGGAGUUUCUAGGGAUGGUUGGCCUCUUCGGGACACUAAUAAGCGGAAUACAGCUAUGUAUUUUAGAACAUACAAAGGUGGCAAAUAUAUACUGGACGUGGCAAAUUGCUUUGCUCCUGUGUGGUUUUGCUAUGUGUAUGUAUACAUUGUACAGCUGCAUGCCUGUGGUGAUCAACAUGUCCAGCGCCACAGCAGUCAACCUCUCUCUGCUCACGGCUGAUCUCUUCAGCCUCUUCUGUGGCCUUUUCCUUUUCCAGUACACUUUCUCAGGGCUAUACGUUGUGUCUUUAAUGGUGAUCAUGCUGGGUUUCAUAAUGUUUAACAUCGUCCCUGCACCAAACCAAACUCCUGAACCAGUGUCUGAGGAGGAAGGACAUGACAACCAGGCUGCUGAGAUCGACGAUGAGAGGCAAGCGGGCUGUGAAGUUGAGAUUCAAGAGAAAAGCCAGACUGAUUCCAGUGGAAAGAGUCUUCCAGCUAAAAAUGGACACGGAUGUGUUUUAAGCAGUGUUAAAAUGUGAGCUCAGACACUUCAGGUCAACAUUGCAUGUAGAUUUAUUGUAGACUGAUGAAGACAUUAUGCUGACUGUAACUUACUUUUAAAAAUAUAAAAUGUAUUGCCUAUACUUGAAUGACAGUUUUUAGGUCACAGUUGGGAAUCAAAUUAGUGUUUUAUUUCAUAUCUAAAAAUGUCAGCUGUCACCCUCUAUGUUUUGAAUAUUGAACAAGAUGAACUAGACAUGUUGCAAUAUAUAUUAUAGACUAUAUAAAAAAAUCUAAUUCUGUAAAUAAAUCUAAUUCAAGGUCAUAUGAAAAAAGUCAAAUGAAUAAUAAUUACGCAUAUAAAUGUAUUUAUUUAUUAUAGAAGUGCUGUGCUGUUUUUUCAAAUUUAAAGAAAGAUAAUUAUAGGUAAUAAAUAAUGUAUGAAGGGUUUCCGCGGGGUCAUAAAAAGUCAUAAAAAGUCAUAAAUUUAACAAUAAGAAUUAGAAUUGGGUUUCCAAGAAGGCCAUAAAAAGACAUAAAAACGUCCGGAUCUUCCAUACAAGGUCAUAAAAAACGUCUUAAAUUGAUAUGCUCGUCCAUUAAUUUGUUCUUCAAUGAAAAUGCGCUCGCGGCAGCAAUGACAUUCAUUUGUUUCGCCUGUUGUAGUUCUGUAUGAGGAAUCUGGGUGGUAUCACACUGGUAUCACAGCGUUCCAGAACUACAAGGUCCAUGCGGCAGCAUACAGACUUGUCGGAAGGACUUUCACAGAAACCCGCGCGAACUCCGAACAUACUGUAUCAUACUGAGUCACUGCUUAGUUUAAUUGAAAUCAUCCUGGCUAUCACAAUGGGAAAAUGUACCUUUAACGAUCUGUGGCUCGAAGACGGUGCGUUUAGUAGCUGGCUCAAGCCUGUCGCUAACAAUCGGUAUCAAGCCUAUUGCAGUCUGUGUAAGAAGACGUUGGAGCUGUCUAGUUUAGGCAUAAAAGCCUUGAAGUCGCAUGCAAAGUCAGAAAAGCAUAUCGUUGCUGUAGAAGGCCUGCAGCGGGUGCAGGCGAUCCGUCAGUUUUGUUCGGCUCCGUCACUAACGUUA
Tachysurus vachellii is the source of this 2270-nucleotide messenger RNA. It is a transcript of the gene slc35f2l, whose product is annotated as info solute carrier family 35 member F2, like. Bases 47 to 1216 code for a protein of 389 amino acids. Gene Ontology annotation, cellular component: membrane. Gene Ontology annotation, biological process: transmembrane transport. Gene Ontology annotation, molecular function: transmembrane transporter activity. The transcript has 8 exons. Lineage: Eukaryota; Metazoa; Chordata; Actinopteri; Siluriformes; Bagridae. The record is from RefSeq and is a predicted model, not a curated record.